Molecule: messenger RNA, 688 nt
Organism: Scomber japonicus (chub mackerel)
Lineage: Eukaryota; Metazoa; Chordata; Actinopteri; Scombriformes; Scombridae
Product: C-type lectin domain family 4 member G-like
Exons: 6
Coding region: 1-636 (211 amino acids)
Source: RefSeq, a predicted model, not a curated record
AUGAACAAAGCAGGCAAACACGUACAAAACGAGUUCAUACUGGUUAAGUCUCACGCUAAAAAGGAGGAAGAAAUUCUGUAUGAUGAGGUGAAGAUGCCGCAGAAAAAAGCAGAACAAGCAGCUAAUGACCAGAAAGCCACCAACAAACAUCGCCACUAUCAGCUGUUGGCUUGUUGUUUGGGGAUUUUUUGUGUCAUUUUGCUGUUCAGCAUCAUAGCAGUCAGUGUCUACUACAGACAGUGUAAACCUUGCCAAAAGGGCUGGGAAUACCACCAGUCCAGCUGUUAUGCAAUCAAUAACCCUGAUACUGCUGGUCAGAAAACCUGGGAGGAAGCUCAAGAGGACUGCAGAGGAAAGAAUUCAGACUUGGCUGUAAUAGUUAAUGAAGAUGAAAAGACAUUCAUCAGUGAUAACAGUUGGGGAAGUUCAGGACUCACUGGCUACUGGAUUGGACUGAGAGUUGAAAACUGGAAAUGGAAGUGGAUCAAUGGAAGUGAUCUGGCUGAAAAAUCCUGGAUAACACAACCUGCUAACAACGGCUACUGUGUAAUUUCUGUCCAAAACCAAGGAUGGAAAUCAGUGAUCUGUAGAAAUAAAAAACGUUGGAUCUGCAAAAAGGCGGCUUUAUCUGUUUAAACAGUGAGAAGCCUCACAUGAGAAGGUUACUGGAUACUCUGUAAAGAUUAAU